Triticum aestivum (bread wheat) is the source of this 3696-nucleotide messenger RNA. RefSeq lists its product as uncharacterized. The record is from RefSeq and is a predicted model, not a curated record. The transcript has 2 exons. NCBI's taxonomy places the organism in Eukaryota, Viridiplantae, Streptophyta, Magnoliopsida, Poales, Poaceae. Bases 1656 to 3152 code for a protein of 498 amino acids.
UCCGGGCUUGGAUCACGAACGGCAACGGCGGCUUCCUCUUUUCCCUGUCAUCUCCUACCUCAUGUACUCUCCCUCCUCCUCAACCUAUUGUAGCUGAGCUUGAACUUCCUGUAAUGGAGUAAUUCGAGUGAUUCGUGAGUGGCUACAUAACAUCGUGGUAUCAAAGCCUCCUUCCACCCUUCCGAUUCGCCACAAAUUUUCCCGAGUUCAUCCAAUUUUUGCCCAAUUUUUUUUCUGAGUUCAUCAAUUUCUUCCACCACCAUGCACCCGGAGCUGAAGUCCUACUUGGCUGAUUACCACGCACGGACCAUGGCGCGCUAUGACACCGUGGACAAGCAGCACGCGCGGAUGUUGAAGAUCCUCACGGGCGUCUCGACCCCGCAGCUAGCUUGCCCCAUGGGCACGGCAGCCGAUGGCGGCCUCACCGAUGACCCCAGAGCCCCGGCGGUCGUCCAUGAUGUCUUCUCCACCACCACCCAGGCCCAGGAGACCCCCGCAGUCUCGCAUGAUGCACCCUCGGUCCGCAUCGAGAGGGUGCCCGCCACCUGUUCGACGGAGUGCCUGACCUAGGUCGCCUCCAUCGCCAGCAUCGGCGAGGUCCACGACGCUGCCACAGCCGCCCAGCUCGAGCCCGUGGAUGACCACAUCCACCAGGAGGUCACCUCCGAGAUCAUCACACCAGUGGCAACCACCACCGAGGUCAACCCCAAGACCAGCAUGCAGGAGCUGGACGACUCGCCACUACCAUGCAGCAACAACUCCACCCAAGUAGUGAGCGAGGCGGACCACAUCGUCGUUCUCCUUGUUCCCAACAACUUGGCUGCACUAGCGCCGUCCAAGUGCUUGGCAGAAUGCUCCGCCUAUGUGGGAGACUGGGUGAAACCUCUGACCGCCACCAUCGAUAGUGCCGACGAGACACAUGACACUCCCAUCGCUGAGCGUCUGCACCCGCCUUCCUUCGAACAUCAACCAUGGAGGUUCAAUCACAUGGGAUCCAUCUUCAGGCCUAGCCUGUGGCCAUCGUUCGGGCCUCUGUCAGUCACAAGCUACCCGGAAGAGCCAUGUUCAAGUAUCCAUAGUCAAUCACAUCGAGGUUCCUUCUUUAGUCCUCGGUUAGUUCGGUUGAUGUUUAGAGAUGUUCACCUGGAGGAGCAUGGUAAUGGAACUGAUUCAGUCAAGCCUUGCACCAGUGGAAUUCAACACAAAGUGCGUGAAAGUUUCACUGAAAUUGCAAGGCGAUGUUCAUUUGAUGUUCAGAGAUGUUCACCGGGAGAUGGUCCAGCAAUCGCAAGGGAGUUCGAUGUUCCUUUGGAAAUCAAAAAAAUGGAUAAAGGAUGCAUGGGUUCAAGUGUGGUUGCAUAUGUAUUACCUCUUGAAAGAUAUGAACCAUGCAAGUAUCAGUUUUUCAGAGAAUCAAGCAUGACUGAUUUUCCUGCUGAAUUCGAAGUUGAAUACGAAGCUGAAUAUUAUGUUCAAAAUACAACUCCUGGAUUGGUUGGGCGUCAAGAUGACUUAAACCUCCGGAACACAGAUGGAUGCUCAGCAGACAUUGAUAGCAACAAUACAGUUGUUGUGGCUGAUAGCAAAUCUGAUAAAAUAUCUGACAGUUGAAAGUGGACAUCUUCUUUAAAGAUGUUAUAGAAGUUCUGGAUAUCAUGUCUAAAGCGCCACCAAGAAAAGAAAAGAACUUGUCUGCUCAAGAUACUUCAAGUGUUCAGCUGUCAAUUGAUAACUCUUGCCUGGUGAUCCUAUUUCUACCCUGGUGUGCAAAAUUUCUGUCAAUCAAGCCCUUUCAAUUAUUGCUGGACAAGGGAUACCUAGAGUAUCACAUAACUCUUGGAGAAAUUAAUUCAAAAAUUUUGCAAUCAUCGGUUGUUCAGUAUGUACAGCCAGCAAACUCGGUUCCAGAAUAUAUGAAUUCAUGUGCAGCCAGUGCCACUAGUUAUUGUUGUCAUUGGCAUUUCUUCACUCAGUUUAAGAGGUUGUGGGCUCCAAGAACUAAAGAAGAGGUGCUUGGUCAGAUGUGGUCCGAACCUUUGUUUCACGCUUUUUGUCACCCAUGGGAUGCAAGUGACAAGCAAUGGAAUUCAGAGGGCCAUCAUAAACAACAUGUCAACCUCUUAGUUGUUUUGGUAUAUUCGACGGUGGAGCAUAUUGAUAGGCUGCAGUUCCGUUGCAACGCCAAAUCGUGCCCUCAAAUAGCCAAGAUUUUGAAUGAGCCGCAAGUGCUUGAGUAUGCUCGUUCGGUCGUUUCUAAUUUUAUUCAAAGCGAUUAUUUGUGCUAUUGCGCUCCCUGUGUUCGUGACCAGCCCAAGGUGAAUUCUAGUACAUCAACAAGUGCUCUUACGAGCCCACUUGCUCAGCAACAAGACUAUAACUUUGGCAUUGAGAGUAUAUUCAAGCUCUUGCUGCACAUACUACAUCAGACUUCUUGUUCUAAAUUCAGUCAUGCUGACCACAACUUGGACAAGCAUAAUUCAGAGACUGCAAAUCGUCGUACCUUUGCUUCGGUCCUACAUAACAGCAACAAAUUCACUUCCACCGGUUACAUAUGUUUGGGCAUCCCAUUGGUCGACAGUAGGACCCUGCUGAUGGAGUUGGAAUUACUUAUCACACAACCGGCAGGACAUUUUCCCAUGCUGCAACCCAAACCCCCAUGGUCACCUCUUUUCCCACCAAAAAUUCCUACAGAAUUCAGAAGCUAUAUGCGAACUAAUUCAGAGUUUCUGCGUCUCACUGGUGUUCUUUGGGAAUUGACUCAAUCUUGGCCCUUUACUCAUCAUGUCAGUACCUUGUCAAGCUAUUGGCGGUGCUUCUCUUGGGGACCAGGUCCCAUGACUACUCUGUUUUGGUUGGCCCAUAUCAUCGCCGAAAAGUUACAAGAAGGGUUGCCAUGUAUUUCUGAGAGCUCUACUAUCUGCGGUGGUUUGCGUGCAAUGAGACCCAUAACUGAAGAUUACAUCGCAACUUUUAUCGUGAGGUGGCAAUUCAUACAAUCAGUUCAAUCAGCAACUUCAUGUGUGCAGUGGGAUCCAGGAGGAUUUGAUUUUGUUGAACUAGCGGGGAACAGGCACCGGCUCGGCAGAUAUACAGAACUUCAAGACUCCUGUUCUCCUUCCUGGCUAGCUGAUGGCACCUCACAUAUGCUCUAAUUGCAUCUGCAAGACAAAAACUUCAAGGAACUAGCGGCUAACUGGCACCGGCUUGAGGGCAAGCCGGUUGUUAAGGAGGAGGGGAUGUCAGCGACCCAAAGUACCGCCGCGGCCACAUCAACUAAAGGCGCUACCAUGGCAGCCCAAACUGCUGCCAUGGCAGCGAAACCGACGGCAACACAAACUGGAGAGCCAAGGCAGCGAGCCCACCAACACAUGGGCCGGGCCGGACAAGUUGUUACUCCUAGGGCAGGCAGACUACAAGUACCCAGCCAAGACGCAGCGAACGGGCAUCCCGGCUUGGAUCACGAACGGCAACAGCGGCUUCCUCUUUUCCCUGUCAUCUCCUACCUCCUGUACUCUCCCUCCUCCUCAACCUCUUGUAGCUGAGCUUGAACUUCCUGUAAUGGAGUAAUUCGAGUGAUUCGUGAGUGGCUACAUAACAGUUAGCCCGGUACGUUCGUUUGGUCGCUGAUGUUUUCUCGGUCGUGCAUUUCGUACGGUCGUUGUUUUUUUAGGUGAACGUACGGUCGUUGUUGUUUUC